Molecule: messenger RNA, 1298 nt
Organism: Eucalyptus grandis
Lineage: Eukaryota; Viridiplantae; Streptophyta; Magnoliopsida; Myrtales; Myrtaceae
Product: probable carboxylesterase 6
Exons: 1
Coding region: 75-1142 (355 amino acids)
Molecular function (GO): hydrolase activity
Source: RefSeq, a predicted model, not a curated record
CAAAUAUCAUUCGCCAACGCUCUUGACUUGAACAUCUCUUCGCGUGUUUUACACGAUCUAGUUAUCAUUCAUCUAUGAGAAGAAGAAUGACUGCAACAGCCUUCGCUCCAAACCUAACCCUAAAGGCCGUCGGGGACGAUGUAUCUCAGAAAUGGCAUGGCGCUGUAACGGAUGAAAUCGGAGGGCUCAUCCGAGUGUACAAAGAUGGACAUGUGGAACGACCCAACAUCGUCCCUUUCGUCUCCUCCGCAUUGCCUCAAGAGCUUGGCGUGACAUCAACCGAUAUGGUCGUCGACAAGUUCACAAACGUCUGGGCGAGAGUCUACGUCCCAAACCACGUACAAAACCAGCUCGUCCCGUUGAUUGUGUACUUCCACGGUGGUGGCUUCUGUGUCGGCUCGGCCGGUUGGAACUGCUAUCACGAGUUCCUUGCCAAGCUAGCCCUCAAAGUCAACUGCGUGAUCAUGUCCGUUAAUUAUCGGCUUGCGCCAGAGAACCCUCUCCCGGCUGCCUAUGAUGACGGCUUUAAGGCCUUGACAUGGCUUGGACAGCGACUCCAAGGAGCCUCUAGCGAGUGGUGGAUGAGGCAGUGUGACUUCUCAAGAGUCUUCCUCGCCGGCGACAGUGCCGGAGCCAACGUAGCUCACCAUUUGGCCACGAGACUCGCUUCCAAUAAUGGCACCAAGCUCAAAGCAGUGAACUCGCUAUGCUUCAAGGGCGCGAUCUUGAUACAACCCUUCUUCGGAGGCGAGGCGAGGACGGAGUCGGAGAAGCGCACCCCACAACCGCCCGGUUCAGCACUCACUGUGGCCGCCUCCGACACAUACUGGCGGCUGGCCUUGCCGCGCGGAAGCAGCCGGGACCAUCCUUGGUGUAAUCCACUUAAACAAGACAAGCGCAGUGGCUGCAAUUUGGAGAAACUGAGGGUUUUGCCUCGUACUUUAGUGUGCAUAUCGGAGAGGGACAUACUGAGAGACAGAAACGUGGAGUAUUGCGAAGCUUUGGCUAAAGCGGGCAAUGUUGUUGAAUGCAUAGUGUACGACGGAGUCGGCCAUGCGUUUCAGGUUCUUAGCAAGUCGAACACGGCGCAAGCUCGUGCGCUAGAAAUGAUGUCUCAUGUCAGGGCCUUCGUUCAUCGGUGAUCUUUUGGGUCUACGGCAAACGAUGUCCAGAUUCAUAUCCCCGUUUUAGUGUCUGAUUAUUUGACAUAUUCAUUUGUCGUAUGUUUACAUCUAUCUGUCCAAAUUAAAUGACAUAGAGGACCAUCUAUGAUGUUAUAUACUGAGUCUUUUAAGUCA